Messenger RNA from Pestalotiopsis fici W106-1, 1122 nucleotides. RefSeq lists its product as uncharacterized. The record is from RefSeq and is a predicted model, not a curated record. The transcript has 2 exons. NCBI's taxonomy places the organism in Eukaryota, Fungi, Ascomycota, Sordariomycetes, Amphisphaeriales, Sporocadaceae. Bases 1 to 1122 code for a protein of 373 amino acids.
AUGACCGACCCCGCAGGAUCAGAUAAUAAUCUGCUGGAUCGCCUAAACGCCCUGAAACCAACCACUGUCAACCUAGAUGGCAGCUCAAAGUCAGUGGCGCCUGCAGAUACCAUUGAGCGGGCAAAACCCGCCACUAGGGAGGACGGAUUAUCAGAUCGCUUGAAGAGUCUUCGACAACAAGCGGAUUCGGCGAUACCGGCCCCUGUGCAAACACAGCCUCAAUCUAUCCCUACAGUCACAGACACCGACAUAGGCACACAGGGCCCAGCCACGUCGGCAGGAUCCGCUCGUGAGCAUGAUAGCGCAGACGACCUGCUUGAUACGGAUGACCAGACCUUGGAAGAACUCCUCGCAGAUCUUCAUUCUGAUGAGCAGUGGCUGGAAGAAGUCGCCGCCGAAGUUACCCGGAGUAAGGAUGACGAGCACCGAAGGGUGACUGCACUUCUCGAGGAGCUUGGUACAGCAUCUUCGCAUGAACAGGAAAUCAAAACGCCCGGCUACGAUGAAGACCGAGCUGGCGAUGGUAAUUCUGAAGAUGACUCCGACAGGGAAGACAUGCAACGAGAUGUUGACGAUGUUCUUGCUCGAGCCAUGGAUGAGGUGGAUUGGGAGAGCACCAAUGCGCCAGAGGAAAAGUCUGAAGUCAUCAAGUCUUCUGGGCCUCCAAAAGAUGAUCAGAACACAACCAGUUUGGAUCCGUUCAACCUUCCAGCAGUCCCAACAGAGCUUCAAGAACAAUCAGAUCUGCCAGAAACCUCUGAGAAAGACGCUGAUUUUGAGGCUGAUAUUACAAAACGCAUGGCUGCCCUGAAUGGACUAGGUGAUGAUAGUCGUACCCUCCCGUCAGCUCCAACCUCUCAAGUCGAUGAACUGGGACUCCCUGUCGCACCCACCUUUGCCCCGGCAGACCGUCCUGUACCAGGCAUUAUCAAGCGCCAUGGCUAUACGGACGAGGACAGUAAGACCUGGUGUACGGUCUGCCUGGAAGAUGGAGCAAUCAAAUGCCUAGGCUGUGAUGAUGAUGUGUACUGUGCCAGAUGCUGGAGAGAAAUGCAUGUAGGUCCCAGCGCUGGCUACGAAGAAAGGGGUCAUCAAUGGGAGAAAUUUGUGAAAGGUAGAUGA